AUGACCCUCAACUACUAUUACACCAAACUUCAGGUCAUUGACACCAUGCCCAUGAAUGAGACAACAGCCUCACUCUUCCACCACUUUGAGCCUCUCUACAGAGUGAUUGAUGACAUGCCUCAACCACCAGCAGCACUGCUCACACUCACACAAAGUUUCCAGCGUGUUGAAGGUCAAACCGAGAUGAAGGAUGACGAGGAGACACCUGAAGACAAGUCAGAGGGUUCUGAUUUAAAGGAGGUGCUGAAUGUGUCUGAAGUCGUUGACCUUCCCAAUGACCCUGCGAUGUUGACCAGUGACUCGGAGAGUGAAAUCUUCUGUGACUCUGUGGAUUCAGUGGAGCAGCUGAUCACCAUCGAGAUUCCAGUUAUCAAAUCAAAUUUCUUUCACAAUGGCCACGUGUCCUUGGAGUUGUAUCCAGCUCUGUGUGAUCAGGAGAAGGGUCAUGUGGAGGGCAGACAGGCCGGCUCAGGUCACGGUGGAGAAGGAGCAGAGCAUGGAAGAGGGCGGGGAUCCUCUCAGAGGAAUCGGGAAGCUGGCAGAGAAGCUCCCUCCCGAAACUGCAGAGAGUGUGGUGCUCCACGGGGCAGUCUGAGGCGAGUGGCCCCAAACAGUGGAGGUGGAGCUGGACGAGGAGGGGGCAACGGGUCUGAGGGUGGGGCGGAGAGGCUACUUGAUGCCCACCUCCAGCAGCAGAUCAUCUUGGCACUACGGAGGCUCAGAGAGGACAUGAGGAGUGUGAUGGAGAGGCUGGAGGUGGUGGAGAGGCUCGCUGCCUCACAUGACUCCGCAUGGAGACCCUGUCGUCAGUGUGAAGCCUCAGCUUCACAACAGGAGGAGACAUGGUGGCCAUUCGAUGUGUCAGGUCAGACCGUCCUUCUCUUCCUCCUGUGGCCGUUUGUUGCUCAGGGUGUGGUCUACUUCCUGAAGAAAGCCCAGCAGAGAAGCCGCAUGUCUUCAUGAGGAGAGCUGAAGAACUCGUGCAGGGAAUGUUAGCCUGAUGUUCCCUUCAGGAUCCACAGGUCCUGGUCUGGUCUUUAUUCAAGCAGACUAAAUGAUUAUGAAAAGCUUGAUGGAAUAUUUAAACAAUCUGAUCCUUUUUUAAAUGUGAACGGAGCAGCUAGUCCUUUCAGGA
Molecule: messenger RNA, 1135 nt
Organism: Nematolebias whitei (Rio pearlfish)
Lineage: Eukaryota; Metazoa; Chordata; Actinopteri; Cyprinodontiformes; Rivulidae
Product: acyl-CoA-binding domain-containing protein 5A-like
Exons: 8
Coding region: 1-963 (320 amino acids)
Source: RefSeq, a predicted model, not a curated record